This is a messenger RNA of Sceloporus undulatus (fence lizard), 2018 nucleotides long. It is a transcript of the gene ACBD5, whose product is annotated as acyl-CoA binding domain containing 5. The transcript is spliced from 12 exons. The coding region runs from base 305 to 1840 and encodes 511 amino acids. The record is from RefSeq and is a predicted model, not a curated record. NCBI's taxonomy places the organism in Eukaryota, Metazoa, Chordata, Lepidosauria, Squamata, Phrynosomatidae. Gene Ontology annotation, cellular component: peroxisome. Gene Ontology annotation, molecular function: fatty-acyl-CoA binding. Gene Ontology annotation, biological process: autophagy of peroxisome; fatty acid metabolic process.
AACAACAACAACAACAACAACAACAUUUGGGUGCCUGCCGAGUGCUUUGAGUCGGGGACUCGGAGGAGUGAAAAGGGUUGUGUUUUGUUUGUGGGACAGCUCACUCAGGCCGCCUUCCCUUCGCCUUGUUUUGGGGACAGAGGCCUUUAUAUGUCCCUCCCCCGACCGACUCUAACAUAAUAAUGUCUCGGCUGCAGGGUCCUCCUCCCCGGGGAAGAAGGGAAGGAAGAGGAGGAGGAGAGGCUGCGACGACAAGGACAUAAUUCGGGCCCAAGAGGAGGAGGAGGAGGAGGAGGGGGCGGCCAUGGCGGAGACCGAGGCAGAGACCGGCGACGACGCCUCCUCCUUCUCCGUCCACGAAACUCGCUUCGAGGCCGCCGUGAAGGUGAUACAAAGCCUGCCCAAAAAUGGUUCAUUCCAGCCAACAAAUGAAAUGAUGCUCAAGUUCUACAGCUUUUACAAGCAAGCAACUCAAGGACCAUGUAAUAGUCCAAGACCUGGAUUUUGGGAUCCCAUUGGUAGAUACAAAUGGGAUGCAUGGAGUGCUUUAGGGGAUAUGCCGAAAGAAGAUGCUAUGAUUGCCUACGUUGAAGAAAUGAAAAAGAUUCUUGAAACUAUGCCAAUGACAGAUAAAGUUGAAGAACUACUACACGUCUUAGGUCCAUUUUAUGAAAUUGUAGAGGAUAAAAAGAAGAGAGGAUCUGACAUAAUAUCAGGUCACGGAAAUGCCAUAACAUCUAUGCCAACUGUAAAUGGCAAAUCUGAAAGCAGUGACAGUGGAGCAGAAUCAGAGGAAGAACCACAUCAAGAUGAAAUAAUAGAAUUACAAGAGAUUGGAAAAGACGGUGAGAGUGUGGAACAGGAUUCCACAAUUGAUAAGGAGCUGGACAGCGUUCUUGCCAAUGGCUGCUGUGAGGUGCCUGAUGUUAAUAUGCAGAAUGGCAUACAAACUAAAUCUGCUCUGAAUGGUGUAAAUAUGGAUGAAGAGAUAAAGAAGAAAGAGAAACGUCUGGAAUUACCUCUCAAAUCUAAUUUUGGUUCUCCUCCUCAAGGUAAUGACAUCAAGGAAGAUACUACUGAAGAGGUCCCUGGAAUUCAACAUUUGACUAGUGAUUCAGAUAGUGAAGUAUACUGUGACUCUAUGGAGCAGUUUGGCCAAGAAGAGAUAUUGGAUAUCAAUACAUCAGCAAAAGAAUUUUCAAAACAUCCAUUCCAUUUCUCAGAAGUAGAUCAAAGUCUGCUAGAAACAUCUGGUUUUCUGGACCUUGGAAACUACAAGGUAGAAGGUAUAAAGGAAGCUGCAUUUGAAGGAAAAGGUGAAGUUAAGUGUGGUGGUGAAGAUGGCAAGACAAGUGAUGGAGGCCCUCACAAAGAAAAAAAGAGUGGUGAAAAAGUUGACUUCUAUGGAAUCAGAAGAGGCCGAGGACAUAGAAUGCCCCCUUUGGGUGAUGGUGCCCAGGGUGGACAGAUGGGCAGUGGAGGAGAUGGAGAACGGUGGGGUUCAGACAGGGGGCCAAGGAGCAGCCUCAAUGAACAAAUCGCAAUAGUACUCAUACGAUUACAGGAAGAUAUGCAAAAUGUCCUACAGAGGCUACAUGCACUUGAGACACUGACGACUUCACAGCUUUGUUUGUAUUGCAGGCAAGAACCGGAUCCCUCCCUUCAAGUGAUCAGCCAGUUUCAUCUGUUAAGAGACCAGCUUGGUGGCCCUUUGAGAUUUCUCCUGGUACUUUGGCCUUUGCUAUUUUAUGGCCCUUUGUUGCGCAGUGGCUGGUACAUGUGUAUCUUCAAAGGAGAAGAAGAAAACAGAACUGAGGGCUCAAUUCCACAUUUUACUUAAGGACUGCUAAUGUUGGGAAACUCUGGAAACCUCUAAGAACAUCAGGCUCUGGGACAGUUAAAGCUUCCAUCUAGUUUUUUUUCUUUCCCCUUUGUACUUCCUGAGAUAACAUAUUUGAAUAACCCUUUUCUCUUAGUUUACAAAUGGAAUAAACACAGCUUUUCUCAGUGAGCAUUCA